AUAACCCCCACCCCUUUAUUCCACAUCCUGUCACCCCCAUUAAUCCCUCCAUUCUCCACAUCAGGACUAUAGGAUUUGCCUGAAAAAAGGGGGGUGCACAUUACCCUACUGGAUCUAAAACAAGAAGAACUCAAGAGCCCUCCGCUAGACAGGGAUCCAGACUGCUUUCUUUUUGGGGGCAACUUGUAUCCUUUUCAGGAAUCCUGUAAUUAGAAAAAAAGGAAAGGAGUGCCAUUUUUCAGGGUGAAUUCUAUUGGAAAAGCCUGGCAUUUUGGAAAGACCAAAGAAGAAAAUAAUUUCAACCUGCAGAAGCUGCUGUGAGGGCUCCCUGCGGCCAUGCACUCCCUGGAUGAACCCCUGGAUCUGAAGCUCAGUAUUUCCAAGCUGCGGGCAGCGAGGGAGAAACGAGAGCGGAUUGGUGCAAAUGCCAGAAAACGAUCUGUGCACCAUGAGCUGAUGAUCCGGGAUGAUGGUACUACAGUUAUCACCCCCAUUUGCUCCUCACCCCCACCAGGGUUUCGGUAUAGAGAUGGAGACAGCCCCCCAUUUUCCUCUCCUCCCAUUGUGGACCUCAGCCUUUCCCCACCUUCUGGGACUGACUCCCCCAGCCGUUCAUCAUUGUCCCCAGACAGAGCUGCAGGGGACACUCUGAAUGACAACCCAUUGCUUCGCUGCGGAGGGGAUUCCGCUUCCAGCCCUUUCCAGUUCUUUUUGCCUCUUGGCUCUGGACUUCAGCUGCCCCCUUCCAUGUUUAUGUCCCCCCCCAAAGAGAACAGGCUUUCCCUGGAGUUCACAGAGCAGAAACAGCUGGUGUGUCAAUGGGCGAAGUGCAAUCGCCUGUUCGAGCUCCUGCAGGAAUUGGUGGAUCAUGUUAAUGAUUUCCACGUCAAGCCAGAGAAGGAUGCCGGAUACUGCUGCCACUGGGAGGGCUGUGCCCGCCGGGGGCGAGGUUUCAAUGCCAGGUAUAAGAUGCUGAUCCACAUUCGGACCCACACAAACGAGAGGCCACAUUGCUGCCCCACCUGCCACAAAAGCUUCUCACGGCUGGAAAAUCUCAAGAUCCACAAUCGAUCCCACACAGGUGAAAAACCCUACAUGUGUCCUUACGAGGGCUGCAACAAGCGUUACUCCAACUCGAGUGACCGCUUCAAGCAUACGCGCACGCAUUACGUGGACAAGCCCUAUUACUGCAAGAUGCCAGGGUGCCAGAAACGCUACACGGAUCCCAGCUCCUUGCGCAAGCAUAUUAAGGCUCAUGGUCACUUCAUCUCCCACCAGCAGCGGCAGCUGCUUAAAAUACACCAGCCUCCGAAACUGCCAGCUACAGGUGACAGCAAUUACACCAAUGGCACACAGCUUAUCAUUCCUAACCCGGCAGCCAUUUUUGGCAGCCAGUCGCUACCCAUUCCUCUGACUCCUGGGCCCCUGGACCUGAGCUCACUGGCAUGCAGCAGCGUGGCAUCCGCUCUGGCCGGUCUCCCCAAUCCUAUGCUGACACUUGCAGGGUCUCCUCUAAAUCUGGCAAAAGGGUCUCUUCUGUCACAGGCUUACUCUGCCGCAGGCCUCGGCCUACCUCUGAUCUCCUUGGUAACAUCAGGGAAAGUUGAAAAUGAGAAGCGCCCUAAGGGUCAGAGGGGAGACAGCAGUGAAAGAACUGACGGGUCAAAGUUGAGGCCUGGCUCAAUUGAAGGUCUCUCUCUGCUGCCCAGAGGUGUGUUAGAUCUCUCCCCCGGAGUGGGCUCAGAAUCUCUGCUGCCAGGAUGGGUGGUCAUUCCUCCAGGAUCCGUAUUACUGAAACCAGCCGUGGUCAAUUAAAUCCGUACCCCCUGAAACUGUCCACCUGUACCCUGUGCCCCCAAUCUGCCGCUGACAUGAACGCACAGGCCUGUUGGGCACGGGGCUACUCCCUUCAAGACGAGGCAUUUCACAGAAACAUACCCUGGACUUUGAUAUUUGCAGAUUUUUUUUGCCACAGUCUGAGAUACAUGGAAUAUAAACAAAGCACUGUGUUAGAUUCUGGCAGCAGAAACUUUUUUUCUAAAUUGCAUUCACAUUUGAAUGGAUUUUAUUUCUCUUUUGGGACCAAAAAAAAAAAACCAUCAAAAUUUAAAUGGCAACUCCUUUGAAAAACAAGGAAGCAUUGACAUUCCUGCAGGACACUUGUGCAGAGGGAAGUGGUUUAUGACAGGAGCACUAUAUUUUGGUGAUGCUCGGCCGAUCUGUGGGGCCCGGUGAUGCUACUCUUGACCUCUGCAAACCUGGUUUGCGGAAACUCACGAGUGAAGGUCGUACAAUCCCUUCUGAGAAAAGCAAUAAUGCGGGAGACGCUCGGACAGAGCUGAAUUUGACAAGAGGGAGAGGAGGAGGACUUGUCUGGGGACCUGCUCUGAUUCUCUCACACUCUCAAGCCUUUUCCCCAUUCCAGUGCAAAGCCAGUCUGUUGGUUUGUACACAGCAUCCACUUUGCCGCAUUCUAUUUCCUCUCGCAUUCCCAUGAUUCAUUCAUAGUACAUUAAUUUCUCUAGACUUGUUCCACACAAGCAUUUUAGUUCACAAAUGUAUUCUUUAAAUCGUUUACACACCGGGUAUGCUGCCCUGCAUGUACUGCCACCUACUCACUGCUUUGCUUGCUCCUCUGUUUCUGCUUUCUCCGUACUCGCUCCUUUCUAUCUAAAUUAACUUUCUUCCCCAUCCUCAUUCUUAAUCCAUACCAUUAGUUUUACCUUUCCCACAUAGUCCUCUGCUCUUGCCUCACACAUACCUUCUCACUUAAUGGUUUCUCAGUCUUCUACUCUUGCUUACAUUGGUUUCUUCUUCUACCACCCACUUGCUCUUCUUACUCAAAACUCUUGUCUUUUUAUUUGUCUGUAUACUUUUAGUUUUGUCUCUCUAAUUUCUUCUCCCUGACCCUUUGCUCUCACCUACUUUUAUCAUGCUCAGCCAAAGUGUUGCCACAUACUACUAGGCUUUUCCUAUACUCCCUCUUCUUUACAUACACACUCUACUUCUCCUACCCAUUUAUUAGUUCUUGUCUUCUCCUUUUUUGCCAUUUAUUUUAUCCAGAAAUCUAACUUAUGCCAUUCUGUUGUACCACCAUACCCCCAUCCUCCACCCCUUGUCUCCAUUACUUGCUCUGUCUGGUCUACUCCUAAACUUCUUGUUAUAUUAGCUAAAUGUUGUCUCUUCCAUCUAUUCUGUUCUUUGUUUCUACAUGAAGCUAGAAUAUUGUGUUACCAUAUAAGUCUGCUACUGCAGACUUCUCUUGUUUCUGUUCUUGUUCUGUAUGUCCCUGCUGUCUAUGUCACUUUCUGCAUGUCCCUCUUAUUAAAUUCUCACUGUUUGUCCUCUUUUUUUUCCCUUCAAAAUGCUCCUCGUAGUCCUCUGCUCUAGAACCUUCUAUCUUUCACCUCUUUCAAUUUUCAUGUUCCCUCUUCUUUUCUACUGAUGACUGACCCAGCGCCCUAUCCUCUCGCUUUCGGGAUACCCAAUGACAACGCAUUCAGGAGCAGUGAAUGCUGCUUCUCAGCGCUUUUCUGGAGAGCAAACAGAAAUGUUGCUUUCUUUUUUAAAAACCAGUCAAAUUUCCUAUACAGUAUAUAUAAAUAUAUAUAUCACUCAUUUACCAUAUAUGUUUGAAGGAGGAUAUGUUCAGGCUCCGGCAGUGAAGGAGCAACCCAAGCUAUUUUAUAGACUGUGUGAAUGAUGUGCGAUUGGUGCUUUAUGGGAGGAUUUCCCUCUGACUAGCCUACAGAUUUACAGUACAAUCUUUUUGGGGGGACAAUGGGGGACAGCAGGUGUGAAUUCAGCCAUGGGAGAGGUUUAGUGGUUCGGUUGGAGCUUAAAGCAGCAAUCCUUUUGUCAGGGAAGGCAGAUUAUAUUCACUUAUUACCUAGUAGUGGUCUGUAAGUUCUACUGCAGGUAAAGGGAUAGCCCUUUAGAGGGGACACAGGUUGCAAUCGUAGUGCCACCAAGAGGACUGGAGAAUUUUCUGCAAUAAGGGUACAAGGAAUUGGAGCAUUCCAUGCUCAGUGAAGAAUAAAGGGAAAUGGACUGUUGCUUUAAGGGAGUGAUGCUCUGUGUGACUUGAGGUCACAGGAGUGAUGAUCUGCAGGCAACCAAGCAAAGUGCCUUCUGUAUCAUAACUAAUCUUCUUAGUCCCCCAACCCAGUGUGUGCUUAACUCCUCGGUGGCUGAGAUGUGACCCUUGUGUCAGAAUGUGUGUGAGAUGCAGAGAGAGAGAGAGCUCUUUGAGUGACUGCAUCAUGACGAGACCGCCCCUUGAGUGCGGAGAUUGUCCUGUGUGCGCCCAACGGGGCAAGCUGCCAACGAGACGCUUCUCUGAGUGAGGAGCGUGUAUACGUCCGACUAAAUCUUAUUAAAAACAAAGCAAGCUUUGGUUUUAAAAAUGUCUUUUUUUUUUCUCUUUUGUGAUUUGUUAUUUUCCUGGACAUGUGACCCCAGCCAUCCAAUGGGUUAAAAGAAAACUAUAGCUAAUCUACUUGCUGCUCCUAUACAAAGGUAUUUUGUAACAUUCGCAAAUAUAUAUCUGUAAGAUUACAAUUUGCUUACGAGACGAAUGCCUCCAUAUGGAGGUACAAUUCCUAAGUCCUCCAACAGCCAAUAAAAUUGAUCUUUUAUCAGUGAACUA
This is a messenger RNA of Xenopus laevis (African clawed frog), 4648 nucleotides long. RefSeq names its product GLIS family zinc finger 2 S homeolog (gene glis2.S). Lineage: Eukaryota; Metazoa; Chordata; Amphibia; Anura; Pipidae. Gene Ontology annotation, biological process: regulation of transcription by RNA polymerase II. The record is from RefSeq and is marked provisional. Gene Ontology annotation, cellular component: nucleus; cytoplasm; nuclear speck. Gene Ontology annotation, molecular function: RNA polymerase II cis-regulatory region sequence-specific DNA binding; sequence-specific double-stranded DNA binding; DNA-binding transcription factor activity, RNA polymerase II-specific.